AUGGAUCCUACGAGAGCGCCAAAUUUUAAGCCUGCAAGUCCUGACGAGGAACCAAAUCCUCCUAAUGAUCCAAAAUCAACUAUUCCACAAUCUAAGCCUAUCUUGCCAAAUGUCCUGGCCGACAAUAACUUGUCUUUAGAUGCUCCUUUCACAAUGGAAGAUCAUAACAUAUCCUACGAGAAGCAUAAGAAGAAGAACAAGAGACUGGCUAAGCAAUUGCGACACCAUGAGAAAGAGGAAGAAAGAAGACUGUCGCCAGUGUAUAUAGACACAACCAGGAGUUUAGACAUGAGAUUGGAGAAGUCCAAAUCUUUGCUGAACCCAAACAACACUAAACAUUUUAGAUCUCAUAGGAUUCCUUUAAAUGUUGACAAUUUCCAACCGUUAUCGAACGAAGUUUCGUCUGAGGAUAGCUUCGAUGAAGAUUCAGAAGAUGAUUUACCGUUCUCUGUAGCUAAUGUUGGUGUAUUAAAAUCACAAAUAGCAGAUUUAGAAGAGGUACCCCAUGGGCUUGUUAGACAAGCUGACACAAUAGAAGAAUAUGAAUUCCCGACACAUAGACUAGCCAAAAGAUUAAAUAACCCAAAGAAACUUCCGCUUGUCAUUGUUGCAUGUGGGUCGUUUUCACCAAUCACUUAUUUACAUUUAAGAAUGUUUGAAAUGGCACUAGACGCUGUAAACGAACAAACAAGAUUUGAAAUCAUUGGUGGUUACUACUCCCCAGUUAGUGAUAACUAUAAAAAAGCGGGUUUAGCAACAUCGAAACAUAGGGUGAGAAUGUGUGAAUUAGCAUGUGAAAGAACAUCCUCAUGGUUGAUGGUAGAUGCUUGGGAAUCGUUGCAACCUGAGUACACAAGAACAGCAAAAGUUCUAGAUCAUUUCAAUAAUGAAAUCAAUGUCAAGAGAGGUGGUAUUACUACUGUCACUGGUGAAAAAAUAGGUGUAAAAAUUAUGUUAUUAGCUGGUGGUGAUUUAAUUGAAUCAAUGGGAGAACCAAAUGUUUGGAACGACUCAGAUUUGCACCAUAUUUUAGGUAAUUAUGGUUGUCUAAUUUUAGAAAGAACAGGCUCAGAUGUUCGUUCGUUUUUAUUAUCCCACGAUGUUAUGUAUGAACAUCGUAGAAAUGUUUUAGUCAUUAAGCAAUUGAUUUAUAAUGAUAUUUCUUCAACGAAGGUUCGUUUAUUCUUAAGGCGUGGUAUGUCUGUACAAUAUUUGUUGCCUAAUUCUGUUAUUAGAUAUAUAGAAGAGCAUGGUCUUUAUGUUGACCAAACAGAGCCAGUUAAGCAAGUUUUAGGAAGUAAGGGAUGA
Tetrapisispora phaffii CBS 4417 is the source of this 1308-nucleotide messenger RNA. It is a transcript of the gene NMA1, whose product is annotated as nicotinamide-nucleotide adenylyltransferase NMA1. Gene Ontology annotation, biological process: NAD+ biosynthetic process. The record is from RefSeq and is a predicted model, not a curated record. The coding region runs from base 1 to 1308 and encodes 435 amino acids. NCBI's taxonomy places the organism in Eukaryota, Fungi, Ascomycota, Saccharomycetes, Saccharomycetales, Saccharomycetaceae. Gene Ontology annotation, molecular function: nicotinamide-nucleotide adenylyltransferase activity; nicotinate-nucleotide adenylyltransferase activity. The transcript has a single exon.